Molecule: messenger RNA, 1818 nt
Organism: Sinocyclocheilus anshuiensis
Lineage: Eukaryota; Metazoa; Chordata; Actinopteri; Cypriniformes; Cyprinidae
Gene: scarb2b
Product: scavenger receptor class B, member 2b
Exons: 12
Coding region: 158-1681 (507 amino acids)
Biological process (GO): receptor-mediated endocytosis; protein targeting to lysosome
Cellular component (GO): cytoplasm; membrane; lysosome
Molecular function (GO): scavenger receptor activity
Source: RefSeq, a predicted model, not a curated record
UGGAUCAAGUUUACUCUUCUGAGGAGCUUCUGGAGCAAAUACUGUGAGAGGAGCGACUCGAUCAGAGCUCAGGAUCUGAUUGCUUAUCUCCUGCAGAUCCGCUGAACGUUCAGCCCUGUGUGUGUUCAGGAGGAAGGGCUCUGCUGACACCUGCACCAUGAGGAAGGGCUCCUGCUGCAUGUUCACGUCGGGAGUCAUCGGCGCUGUUCUCCUGAUCAUGGGAAUCAGCCUCUUUGUGUCCGGACUCUUCCAGACCUUGAUCCACAACAAGCUGAAGGGGGAGAUCACGCUGACGGAAGGCAGUAAAAUUUUCGCCACGUGGAAGAAUCCACCGCCUCCGGUCUACAUGGAGUUCUUCAUCUUCAACGUCACAAACCCUGACAAGUUCCUGAAAGGAGAAGCCAAACCUCAUCUUACUACAAUGGGGCCGUACACCUACAGAGAGUACAGGCCCAAACACAACGUGUCAUUUGUGCACAACGGGACGAAGGUUGCUGCUUACACAGCCAAGAUUUUCGUCUUUGAGCCUGAGAAAUCAGUUGGAGACCCGAACGUGGAUCUGGUGACGACGGUGAACAUCCCAGCGGUGGCCGUGAUGAAUCGAAUCAAAGGUGCAGGAUUCUGGGUCUCCUCGGGAAUCUCCAUGUACAUGGGCUCCAUCGGCACCACUAUGUUCAUGACACACACAGUGCAGGAGCUGCUCUGGGGCUUCAAGGACCCGCUACUCAGCCGACUGAAAACUAUAAGGCCAGAUACAGACGAAUACUUCGGUCUCAUGCUGCAUAAAAACAGCAGUGAUGACGGUGAGUUCGUGUAUCACACCGGAGAGCAGAACUACCUGGACUUCGGCCGCAUUUACACCUGGAAGGGAGAAAAGAUGAUGUCCUUCUGGAAGAGCAACCAGAGUAACAUGAUCAACGGCACCGACGGCAGCGGCUUCCACCCGUUCCUGAGCAAAGAAGAGCGGCUGAACGUCUUCACCCCUGACCUCUGCAGGUCCAUCCACAUGCGCUUUGAGAAGGAGGUGGAGCUGAAGGGCAUCCCAGCGUACCGCUUCACGCCGCCCCGGGACGUGCUGGCCAGCGGGAAGAACAACCCGGAAAACGAGGGAUUCUGUGUGACGCCAAAGAAAUGCCUGGACGACGGCGUGCUGGAUGUGUCUGUGUGUCGGAAAGGUGCUCCUGUCGUCAUGUCGUUCCCUCACUUUCAUCUGGGUGAUGAGAAGUAUGCCAAAGCUAUCGAUGGCAUUUCUCCGGUGCACGAGCAUCAUCAGACCUUUCUGGAUCUGAACCCUACUAUGGGAGUGCCUGUUCGUGCCAUGAAACGAGCCCAGAUCAACAUUCAUCUCGAGAGAGUGACCGGCUUUCCUUUGACCAGGAAUCUCAACAGCACCAUCUUUCCCAUUUUGUUUCUGAAUGAGUCUGUGGUGAUUGACGACGCUUCAGCGGCGAGGAUUCAGAAGCUGCUGCUGAUCGUGACUCUGGUGUCUCAUUUCCCGCUCAUUCUCGUGGCUCUGGGAGUCAUUCUGCUGCUUGUCUCCAUCAUCCUCGCCAUUCGCUUCUAUCAGAACAAGCCAUCUGCAAAGAAAGACACGUCAUAUGCUCCUGUGAGCUCCAAAGUGGACGAUCAAGACGAGAAAAAUGGCACUUAUAUCGGCAUGAUGCCUGUGGACAAGUCAUAAGCGGCUGUGAAUGUGUGUGUGUGUGUCACAGAUGCUGUCACUCUCAGUAGAGCGGUGUGUGUGUCAGUCGUCAUGAUUCACAAGCUGACUCCUCCUCAGGACUGAUGCCGUUAGCAAACGAGCAUCUCGAUGAACGA